GCGCGGGGGAGCAGCUGGCGAUGGCUUCUCUGAGCCUGGGGGGGCUGAGCGUGAACCGUGGCGGCGGCGGCAGCAGCAGCACCAAGAAGAGCCUGAACGCCCGCAAUGCUGCAGUGGAGAGAAGGAACCUGAUCACGGUGUGCAGGUUUUCUGUCAAGACCCUGAUUGACCGAUCCUGUUUUGAGACGAUUGACGACUCAUCACCAGAAUUUAACAAUUUUGCUGCUAUUUUGGAACAGAUUCUAAGUCACCGGCUAAAAGAGAUUUCCCAAAGUUGCAGAUGGCUGGCUCACCUCCAAAUAACUCUUCAAGGUCAAGUAACCUGGUUUGGUUAUGAAAGCCCUCGUAGCUUCUGGGACUAUAUCAGAGUGGCCUGCCGAAAGGUUUCACAGAACUGUAUCUGCAGCAUUGAGAAUAUGGAAAAUGUCAGCUCUUCAAGAGCCAAGGGAAGAGCCUGGAUCAGAGUAGCACUCAUGGAAAAACAUUUAUCCGAAUAUAUCUCCACAGCUCUGAGAGACUUCAAAACAACCAGGAGAUUUUAUGAAGAUGGAGCAAUUGUCUUGGGUGAAGAAGCAAAUAUGCUUGCUGGCAUGCUGCUUGGACUCAAUGCUAUUGAUUUCAGUUUCUGCCUGAAGGGAGAGGGAUUGGAUGGCAACUUCCCAGCUGUCAUAGAUUAUACACCAUAUUUGAAGUUUACCCAAAGUUCUGAUAGCAUCAGCAGUGAUGAAGAAGAAUUAAGGACUUUGGGAAGCAGUGGUAGUGAAAGUAGUACUCCAGAGAAUAUUGGUCCUCCUUUUAUCAUGGAUGAAAAUAGUUGGUUCAACAAGUGUAAGAGAGUUAAACAGAAGUAUCAACUUACCCUGGAACAAAAGGGCUAUCUUGAAGAACUGUUAAGACUUCGAGAGAACCAGCUGGCUGAAUCUGUUUCUCAGAACAAGUUAUUGCUUCAGAGGAUUGAAGAUUCUGAUUUGACCCACAAAUUAGAGAAGGAGCAGUUGGAGUACAUUAUUGUGGAACUACAGGACCAGCUGACUGUGCUAAAGAAUAAUGAUUUAAGAUCAAGACAAGAGUUAACUACCCACCUCACCAAUCAGUGGCCUUCCCCAGGAGCUCUGGAUGUCAAUGCUGUUGCCUUGGAUACCUUGCUUUACCGAAAACACAAUAAACAGUGGGAUGACAAAAGUUUUCAAAGUCUGGACCAGUUAUCAGCAGAAGUUAGUCUAUCUCAGACAUCUCUGGGUCCAGCCCAUUCACAGGAUGGAGAUGGCAAACAAGACGUGUUAAAUUUACUAAGUGAAGGUAAAGAAGACACUCCCUCAUUACUUGGUCUCUGUGGCUCUCUGACCUCAGUAGCAAGUUAUAAAUCUCUAACAAGCCUGAAAUCAAGUGACUGCCUUGCAAGUCCCACCACAGAGAUGACCAGUCCAGGCUUAACUCCAUCUUGAAAGGAGAAUGUGAUGGCCACCAGAUAAGAUCUCUUAUGUUGCAUACAUUCAGUCUACAUUCCAUGAGUUUGACUGCUGGGAAGACAUUAGUCUUAAGCAAAUAGUGAUAUGCUUUUUAAAGAUUUCAUUUAUAUUCUCUUAUUUAGAAACCAGUUCAUAUACUCUUAAUGAAGAAUAUCUUAAACUGAUUUUUCUUGUUUUCAGUUUCUCCGAUAAAUGUGCAAUUUUUAAAGGUGAAUUGAUAAAGAUUUUAACAAAAAUUUAAACCAGAUAGCUCCCCAAAUAAUUCAAAAUGCACAUACUAUUCAAGUGAUUUUUCACAUAUUUAUUUAAAUAUUUUUAGCUACUAAGACCUGAGUUCACGGGAUUUAAACAAAGCAUUUUCAUGUAUUGAUGCAGAUGGCAUCGUGAAGAAGAAAUGAUACCCAAAGAGGGCCCAGACAAGGCAGUUGUAUGCCUUAGACAAGGUCUGAAUGAAAAUUCUGUGCCCGGUGUUACUGUCCACUGGAGACACUGAGAUACUGUUGCCUCCAUGUAACACAUACAUCUUUGCAUACCACCAAAUCUAUUCCUACAUGGCAUGGAAAGUAAAACUUUUCUGGCAGCGUUUUUUUUUAAAUGGUAUUCCUUACCCUGGCCCCCCAUGACCCAGUGUCAUUAGGUAACUCUUACUUGCCUUUCCACAGUCUAGGCUUUGCUUCACAAUUUCAGGUUUUCAUUGAGCUCCUGCUGUAAUCCAAUGCUUAGAUGUCUUGUAAUACAUGAUAGCGAUUGUCAGAACUGUUCAGAUUUUGAAGAAGCUUAUUCAAUUAAUUUGAAAAUGCUUUUCAGUUUUUAACAUUUACCAGUUGAUAAUGACAUUCCACUUUACCUUUUGUAAAUUUUAUAGACAUUUAUCUUUUUAGACAGUUGAUAAUGUAUUUCAUAAGGUCCAUGAAAAAGAGAUUUAUAAUAACCUAGAUGCACUUUAGUGAAAUGAUUAACUAAAUUCCUUGGCCAGGUUUCCCUGUAAUUUUCUAAAAACCUAGAUGGUAAGUUGCCAUGUAUGUGGAGAUAUACACACACACAUACACAUACACACACACACACACACACACACUUCAAAAGAAAAACUAUGUAAAAAUAUGGAGAAAAUAAUAAAAAAUUAGAAACAAUUUGGAUGGCUUAAAUUUAAACAUGUGUGGUAAAAUCAUAUAUAUCACACUAAAGCUUUUUCUCUCCAAUAUGAAAAAGCAAUAAAGUAUAUUUUUCCAGGCUUUAUAAUUAAUCACAGUCCAUUAAAAACAAAAUUAUUAAUAAAAGUUUGCUCCAUAUUUCAAAUGAUAAUACUAACCUACUACGUGACAUUGGACAAAUCAUUUGACCUGAGAAUCAAUAUUCUCAUCUAUAAAAUGAGUUUAGACUAAAUCUUCUAAUACCUGAUAAUGAACUUUCACAUUUUGGUGUGUAAAGGGUGGGGAACUUAUUCUAAAUAAGGCAUGCAUUAUCUUUCUACGCUUCAGAUUCCAUAGCUGCAAAUAAUCAUCUAUUUAUAAAUCCCACUAUACUAAUUUAGAAUAAAAAAUAGAUGAUUUACUUUCUAUAGCUAAUUUGUUUUGGAGGGGAGGGGGAGCACAGUCUAUAUUUUGUUGUGCCAAAGAAGUUUUUUAAAUUGUUUACAUGAAGUUACUGCAAUACAACUGGAGCCUUCAUAUCUUUGUUUUGAGAUAGUAUUGUUUGCGAUGGAUAGGACUGAUUUAUGUUUUAAAAUACUGAAUAACGUAGGUCUUUUAAGUACUUGGCACUACUUAUUUACUUUAUUUCCAUGAAGAAAUAGUUGGCAUAAUAGAAAUUUAACCUAGUUAUUCUUUGGAAUAGAAAUUAAAUGAAUGUGGGAAUUUAUUGAAUUACUUACAUGUUUCCUGGCCACUCUAAUAAUUUACACUAAAAAUAAAUACUAGUACUUGUAGGUGGAAUAAGUAGGCUUAAGUUGUAUGAUUUCAGGGAAAAAAGAAAUCCUGAUAAUAAAAAAUGUUUAUCCUCUCCCAUCUCCCUUAUUAUGAUAGCUUAUAAUUUAAACUACCUUGAUACAAAGGAUUUAAGAGCAGAUUUUGAUUACAGUCAUAGGGGCAACGCAAUCAAAUGCCUGCCGACUUAAUUUUUGCCUUGGUCCUGGAUUAAUAGUGCUACUUUCACAAGAUCUGCCACUGAAAAUGGCAUCAUUUAUUGUAACUAUCAACCUACCUUUAUGACAUCCUAUUUUUAAGUUAUUUAUUAAAUAACUAAUUUGCAUCCAUUUUUAGCAUACAGGAAAGAGGUGGAAUCUUUAAAGUGUUCAGAUUUUAUUUAACAGAUACUUUGUGCAUUCUUACAUUUUACUGUGUGCAGAAUUAAACAUUUUUCUCAGCCCAUUGUAUCAAAGACACAAUUACAAUUUUUUACUUCUGUCAUGCUCCCUUUCUUGGAGCUCUUGGAGUAAAGUUCAUUUGCUCUUGUGGAAUUUCAGCUUUCUACACAGGUCAUUUCAUAAUAGUCAUAGAAUUUAUAGAUGUCUGUGCAUGAGAAAACUGAUUGUAUGUCUCAAGCCUCAGUUCUAAAUGGCAAUGUUCAUUGUUCAGGAAAAAAAUAUCAUGAAUGUUGAAUUAAUGCCAAAACUUGUAUGGUGUAUUUUGUUGCCUUGAUAUAUAUUUGUUGCAUGUAAAUUAAACAUUUUAUAGCCAUCAA
This is a messenger RNA of Phascolarctos cinereus (koala), 4148 nucleotides long. RefSeq names its product RUN domain containing 3B (gene RUNDC3B). The record is from RefSeq and is a predicted model, not a curated record. NCBI's taxonomy places the organism in Eukaryota, Metazoa, Chordata, Mammalia, Diprotodontia, Phascolarctidae.